UGCGUGGGAUUCAAAUUUGAACCUAUAAAUUAUUAAUAAAUUGUUCACCGCUAAUUAACCGUCGGUCAAACGCAUGUUUAGUAAAUCCUGACCGUAAUAAUUCAGGCGGUUAUCAUCAAGAUUUAGUAUCAUCCGUUUAAACCCAAAAAAUUUGGCAGUUUUUUUUUCAACACCAGUUAAGAUUUCCUAUCAGUUCGCGGUGGUUUUAGACGAUGAAGCGCUCCCAUGUUCUCCCCCUCCGUCAAUUUUGCUGCAGUUGAGGACAGUUUUUGAGUUUGUAGCAGUUAUUUGAGUGGGUAUAAAACUAGCCAGGUAUGAAAUCUUUUCUUGCGUUCUUCUUCCCUUCUCCCAAACUCCACCAUAAUUAUGAUUCACCGGUUGAAAUCCGGUGUCUCUUUACGUAUCACGUUCUUCCGUCCCUUAUAAUUCCUCCAAAUUCUGCAACCUGAUUCACCAAAUCAAAACGCAAUACUCGGCGAAAGAAAAAAGUUACAUCACUUUAGGGUUCCUCUGGCCAUUGAUUCCGACGGCGGUGUCUCCGUUCCGGCAAUGCAGCAAUCGAGUCAGGAUCGUUCUUCCAAUUGUUCGUCUAAUAAUUCCUGUUUUUAUUGCGGACAAGGGGCACCAACCAUAUUCAGCUUUGUAAGGAUGUUUGAAAGAUGAUGGGAUUUUUGAAUGUAAUGAAGAAUUUGGCUUGAUGCUAAUUGAUUUAACCGUCAUGUUCAAAGUCUUUCAUCCACAGGGUUAUGGAUCAAAACAAGGCAGCCACUGCAGCAGCGCCACACCCGUGCAAAGGCACUUUCUACUUAUCGGGCUCGCUUUGAUGAUAAUCGGAGUAGGCGGUAUACAGCUGUUUAAUCUGGCUUGCCGAUCGGUUCAAUCUGAACACGAGAGGUAUAAACAGUUUCUUGGUGGAUGUUUCGCGAAAUCAAUGACAGAGAAGGUAAAACAGGGUUGAAUCUGGACUGCGUAUGUGCGAAAUGAGAAGUUUAAAACAACAUGACUAUGGAGGGAUGUAUUGCGCUACAUUGACCGUCAAGGAACUCCUGGACUUUGUUCAUGGUUGUCGCAUGAGUGGCAAACUGAUCAACAUUGGUGAAACUGCGGCUAUAAUAACUCUAAACGUUCUCUCCAACUACAUUUUUUCUAUUAAUUUAGCUCAGUAUGAUUCUGCAUCUUCUCAAGAAUUUAAGAACAUGGUAUGAUGGGAUGUCAUGGAAAUUGCUGGUGCACCAAAUUUAGCCGAUUAUUUUCCUGUGCUUCGGCCGUUGGAUCCACAUGGCUUGCUACGAAGAUCAAAAUUUUACAAGAAGCUUUUGGCAAUAUUUGAGAAACAUAUCAGUGAACGGUUGCAUGUAAGAAGUACAAGUUCGUCUUAUGCUUCAAGCGAGGAUCUUACCGAUUUGCUAUUAAACAUCGGUAAAGAUCAAAACUCCUCAAUUAGCCUCAAUGACAGUUGCUCUUUUGCAUGACUUAUUUCUUGUAGGAACCGACACAACGUCAAACACGUUGGAAUGGGCAAUGGCAGAACUAAUCCAUAACCUCGAGAAAAUGUUGAAAGCCCGAGCGGAGAUCAAGAAAGUAAUAGGAAACGAUGAGAGAGCUUUUGAAGAAUCAGACAUCUCAAGGGUUCCUUACCUGCGGGCCAUUAUAAAAGAAACGCUUCGCUUGCAUCCUCCGGUUACUUUUUUAGUCCCUCAUAAAGCUAUAACUGAUGUCGAGAUCAAAGGUUACAUGGUCCCAAAAGACGCGCAGAUCAUGUGCAACAUGUGGGCCAUGGGUCAAGACCCGAACGUUUGGUCGGACCCACAAAGAUUCAAGCCAGAGAGGUUUCUUGAAGUUGAGAUAGACUUCAAAGGUCGUGAUUUUGAGUUCAUCCCGUUUGGUGCAGGAAGAAGGAUGUGUCCAGGAUUGCCUCUUGCGGAUAUUAUGUUGCAUUUGAUGUUGGGAUCUUUGAUUCAUAAGUUUGAUUGGAAGAUUGAAGGAGGUAUGAGAACACAAGAUAUGGAUAUGACUGAUAAGUUUGGGUUUACAUUAAAGAAAAAUCUACCUUUAAUGGCCAUCCCAGUCAAACUUUGACUUAUUUGGGUUGUUCCAAUCAGUACUGGAAACAUGAUAUAUAUGAUGCUAAGUCUAUAAUAACGUUCAAAUGGCUUAGCUGAAUUGUAUGUAGAAAUAAAAGUGUUUGCAAUUGGUUAUUUGGACAUAAAAUCUUGUUGGGGUACACCGUUAAUAUAGUUAUGUUGUAAAAUGUACCCAUCUAAAUCUAAAGACUAAAAAUUAAUAUCAUA
Molecule: messenger RNA, 2291 nt
Organism: Helianthus annuus (common sunflower)
Lineage: Eukaryota; Viridiplantae; Streptophyta; Magnoliopsida; Asterales; Asteraceae
Product: cytochrome P450 76T24
Exons: 6
Coding region: 1450-2079 (209 amino acids)
Molecular function (GO): oxidoreductase activity, acting on paired donors, with incorporation or reduction of molecular oxygen; monooxygenase activity; heme binding
Source: RefSeq, a predicted model, not a curated record